This is a messenger RNA of Folsomia candida, 3214 nucleotides long. Its product is annotated as serine/threonine-protein kinase atg1-like. Lineage: Eukaryota; Metazoa; Arthropoda; Collembola; Entomobryomorpha; Isotomidae. Gene Ontology annotation, molecular function: protein kinase activity; ATP binding. Gene Ontology annotation, biological process: protein phosphorylation. The transcript is spliced from 2 exons. The record is from RefSeq and is a predicted model, not a curated record. The coding region runs from base 805 to 2520 and encodes 571 amino acids.
UUCCUCCUAGAAAAAGGGAGAAUUGUGGUUAAUUUUGGGGUCAGUAGAAGUAAAAUUAGAUCAGUCAUCAGUGGUGCUACUAAUAAGUACGUCAUUCAUUUGAAUCGCUAAUUUAAUUUUGAAAUAUUUAAGAUCAGUUCAAAUGAAUGACGUGGGACAUAUUUAAGACGUCAUUCAUUAGAUCGGGGAUCGAAUACCAAAAGCAAUAUUUAUUUACAAGCUGACGCCGAAAUGGAACGCAUACAGAUUAGACGACCGAUAAGUAAGAAAUGAUGACUAAUUUUGGCCACAUUCCUUUCCUGCCAUCAAUUCCCUUUGAAUCUCAUGAGGACGAAAGACGUCACCACAAAAGCAAACUGUGUGCAAGUUAUACAUGUUUUUGUAUCCCUUGUUACAUUUGAGAGAGACCAACGAAAAAGAACCACGUUGUUCUUCUUGUUCCAAUAAUGUAUGCGGUGGUAAGUGUAUUGAAACCGGAUAUUCCACAGUUUUAGCUGGGCAUUGGAUUCUCAUGAGCACAAAUUAGUAUUGCUGAGAUUGCACAAAAUAAAGACGAGUAAUAAAUAUUGGCUAAUACAUAUUGCUACUUACUACUAAAUAAGUAGUCGGACGGUUAACAGCUCAAAUAAUAAUAAUUUGCACACUUCUAGUCAUCAGAUGCAUUCCUAACUUAAUUAAUACUGUGUUGAAACGUUUCAAAAAAUCCUGAUCUUUUAAAACCUAUAACAUAAAUAGACUCGUAUCAAGGGUGAGCUAGGGUCCAUAUUUAAGGAGUCAAAAAUUGUUGACUCAUUCAAGAUCAAAAUGUCAUUCCUAACCACGCACCGAAUCACGAAUUUCCUCGCGUCGGGAUCUUUUGGACUAGUUUUCAAAACUAGUAACCAGAACGGCGUUUCAUUAUCCGCCACAAAAUUCCUGUUCUGCGAGACUGACAAUUCCCGAAGGUUGCAACUCAUCCAGAGAGAAAGCAAUGUGCAACUCAAGCAUGAAAAUGUGGUCGAACUUGUCCAAGUUUCUGAAGAAUUUUUCACCCCACAAGUCAUCCUCGAGCUUCGAUCACUCCUUCCAAACUGUAAGGACCGGAGUUGGACCCUCAUCACGAAAUAUUUACACCAAGCCUACGAAACUGGUCGGGUUCAAGUGCACAUCUUGAAAAUGGAGCUGUGUGGUCCAACAUUGCGCGUGUGGCUGGAUUAUUACACGGUAAAUCCGAUCUUUUACAAGGCACAAGCUGACCUCAACGCCGUCCAAGUUCGGAUCGUUUCCGAAUGUGCGGAGGGAUUACGCUUUCUCCACACGAAUGAUAUCAUUCAUCGUGACUUUAAACCAGAAAAUGUCAUGUUUUCCCUCCCUGAGGACCGGAACAAGUUCAUUUUCCCACUAAAAAUCGGGGAUUUCGGACUUUCUCGACAAAUCCCAAACAGUACUUCGACCUCUCAAGUCGAAAUGACCCAACACGUCGGCACUGACUCUUACAUGGCACCCGAAAUCAAUCUUGGCCGGUACAGCAAGGCAGCCGACAUCUACUCAUUUGGUCUCGUCAUGUGGGAAGUUCUCCAACUUAUUAACGACUUCGAUCGACCAGAAUACUUUCACCGACGCGUCAACGAAAAUGAUAAUCAUCUCAUAGAGAAAAAUCUCCCUCUCCCGAACGCCAAAUAUUUCAUUGUUAGAAUGACGUCGAAACAAAUUGACUACAGAAUGAAGGAUUUGGACCAGUUUAUUGAACAGAGGGUUCGCUUUGCGCAUAAUUCUGAGCAGUUGACCACGUUUCUGAGGGAUGCCGUUCCAAGGGAAGUAAUUUACUUGGGGGAGACCAGUUACGAGGGGGCGUUUGAAAUUGGGAAGGAUAACCUCACUUUGAAAGGGAUGGGAGAAGGGACCAUAAUGCGACCAGUGUCUGGAGAGAGUGCAGAAUUUCAAAAUCCGAGUGAAAAUUUCCUCCUAUCCGUGCGAGGAUCCAACUGCACCGUAGUCGGCCUAAAGUUUGAAACCUUUCAAAAAAAUCAGGGCGGAAUCGGUGUUUUCGGAAACGCCAACAAGAUAUCCAACAUAUCGCUCACGACCCGAGAUGGGGAUGCCAUCAGCGUUUUCGGAGAUGACAAUGUCGUCAAAAAGCUCAAAAUCAAAAACUCACGGAAUGGAAUCACAAUUUUAGGCAGGGGAAACACGGCGGAUUACAAUUACAUGCAAAAUGGGGACGAAGGGAUCUCUUUGGACGGCGUUUCCAACGUGGUGACCACAUUUUGCUGGUCAAAUCUUAAAACUGGGGUGUCCAUCCGAAGUGGGAGCAGCUCUCAUCGUAUCUUGGAUACCAAAGAGAUAGACAAACUGCAAGGAGGUGGUGGAGGUGUUGGGUUACGAAUUGAUAAAGAUACGGCCAACUGCUGUAUUACAAAUGUGAAGGCAGAGAAAAUUAGUGUGGAUGGAAGCUGCCAUUCUUUUAGAAAUGUUAAGAGUGAAAAGAAUCCAGAAAUUUGUGGGGAGGGGCAUAUUUUUAUGGAUUUUGAAGGGGUGUAAAUACAGUGGAGGCCUCUUAGCGUAUGAUUUUAACAGUAUGAUUGACAAACUGUGUCAAUCGAUCAAAAAUUUAAGUAGUAAAUAUGAAAUUUGCAAACGACACUAUCAGGUUUUGCAGAGAUAUUUGCAUUUAAAGUGGAGAAAAUCAAAGUUUCCAAAUUUACAUACUACCAGUUUUCUCCUCUUCGGAUGCAAAUAUCUCCGUCAAACCUGCCUAGGAGAUCAUGUCUUUUACAAAUUUUAAAUUAACUAAAUUUGUAGUCGAUUGGCACUAGUUUGGUCAAAAUCGGAGAGCUUACAUACAUUGGAGAACCUCCAUUGUUGCAUAUCUAAUUACAUAUCUCAGCUUAUGUAAAUUGAUGAAUUGUCUUGUAUCUGCUUAUUUACCUAAGUUUCUCAUCAAAUACAAAUACCGAUACAUGCAAAUUGUGUAUGUAUGUAUGUACAAAAGGGUGAAUCAUUUCGUAUUUUGUUACUGUUCCACCUUUUUCCCCCAUUGUGUUCCACUUUGCCAUACAGAUUAUCAGUGCGAAACAAGUUUUGUUUUAUUAUUUAUCAGACAACAUUUCGUCUUCAGGCUCCAGUAAAGUUGCUUUACACCCGGAUACGCUUUUCUUUAGUGUACUCACUCACAUGCAUGUACAUAACUUAUUUAUAUAAGAGAUGAAUAAAUGCUCCCAAUUUUGAUACUUGA